AUGGGCAGCUCUACGGCUGCUAUGGCUGCGCCUACCCACCGCUUCGAGUUCAAGAUCUCCGGGCAAGCGUACGCCUUCGACACGGUGAAGAGCGACAUCGAGAAGCAUUCUCUUCCACCUUAUCAGGGCUUCAUGAUUAACGGAGGGCCUGCGGAAAUCCCCCUUCAAGAGCACGACGAGGUGUGCGACUUCACAAUCUACCGCACAGACACUCCAGGCGAGAAAAAGGUCUUCCCUCCACUGAAAGCCAAAGAAUUCCUACAGAAGCUGGCGACGCCGCAUUGCGCAGGCACCAGACCCAGCGGUGAGAUCUACGAGGAGUGGGCCGAAUGGGAGAAGACCAAGCGCACCAGCAUCUCUUUCGAGGCCUUCGAUAUCAACGCGCGGGACGUGCCCGGCAGUGGCUACUACAACAUGGGGUCAAAGGCACUGAGCAGUGCGGCCUAA
Molecule: messenger RNA, 447 nt
Organism: Symbiodinium natans
Lineage: Eukaryota; Dinophyceae; Suessiales; Symbiodiniaceae
Source: the annotation of a GenBank genome assembly